UUGAGCGCUCCCGGCUCCCGUCUUGGCGCUUCUGCGGCUCUGCGCCUGCGCGGUUCCUCAUCGCCCUUCAUUUCUCAGGAAGCGGAGAAGGACGUACGUCCUCGGGAAGAAUUGUCAGCAUGUCUGCUCCCGUUUUGGCAAAACCACAGCUGCGAGGCCUUUUGGCUAAGCGCUUGCGAUUUCAUAUUAUUACAGCAUUUAUUCUGUCUUUGGGAUGUGCUACUAUGUAUAAGUUCAGAGUGGCUGAACCUAGGAAAAAGGCAUAUCAAGAUUUCUAUAGAAGGUAUGAUGCUGUGAAAGAUUUUGAAGAGAUGUAUCAAGCUGGUGUCUUUCAGUAUGGAAAACCAUGAUGAAAUAUACAGGCUUCAGAGGCUUGAGGUCCCUGGAUACCUAUACUGACUUGUUUUUCUUGUGCUCUAACAUGAAAUACAUGCACACUGGCUGUGGAAUAAUCUAACUCGAUAAUAAACAGUUGAUGACCUAUGUGUGGUAACUUAAA
Molecule: messenger RNA, 499 nt
Organism: Trichosurus vulpecula (common brushtail)
Lineage: Eukaryota; Metazoa; Chordata; Mammalia; Diprotodontia; Phalangeridae
Product: cytochrome c oxidase subunit 6C
Exons: 4
Coding region: 120-350 (76 amino acids)
Biological process (GO): mitochondrial electron transport, cytochrome c to oxygen
Source: RefSeq, a predicted model, not a curated record